GACAGAACAGUCCUCCGGCGCUGGGUCCGCGCCGCGGUCGCCGGCUGCUGACGUGAGCCGGCAAAGUGUGGGGCUGUGGCGACUGGUCGCUAUGGCGGUGGACAUCACUCUGCUGUUUCGGGCUAGUGUCAAGACUGUGAAGACACGGAACAAGGUGCUGGGCGUGGCGGUGGGUGGCGGAGUCGAUGGCAAUCGCGACGAGCUGUUCCGCCGGAGCCCCCGGCCCAAGGGCGACUUCUCCAGCCGGGCCCGAGAAGUGAUUUCUCACAUUGGCAAACUGAAGGAUUUUCUUCUGGAACACAGGAAAGAUUACAUUAAUGCUUAUAACCAUAUCAUGUCUGAAUAUGGGAGGAUGACAGACACAGAGCGAGACCAGAUCGACCAAGAUGCUCAGAUAUUUAUGAGGACCUGCUCAGAAGCAAUUCAGCAACUCAGAGUGGAAGCCCACAAGGAGAUACAUUCCCAGCAAGUGAAGGAGCACAGGACUGCAGUUCUGGAUUUCAUAGAAGAUUACCUGAAAAGAGUGUGCAAGCUGUACUCGGAGCAGAGGGCCAUCCGGGUGAAGCGUGUGGUGGACAGGAAGCGCCUAUCAAAGCUGGAACCAGAACCAAGCGCAAAAGCAAGAGAAUCUGCAUCUUCCGAGAAAGUUUCCGAGCCCCCUUCCGAGGACUCAGAAGAGAAGCCCGCCUGCACGGAGUACCCAGAAAAGAUGGUAGCCAAUGCACGACCUGAGCUGGGAACCCUGGGAGAUGGCAGAGGCGAAGAUGAGUUAUCCCCAGAGGAAAUCCAGAUGUUUGAGCAGGAAAACCAGCGACUCAUUGGGGAGAUGAACAGCUUGUUCGAUGAAGUGAGGCAAAUCGAAGGGAAAGUGGUGGAAAUCUCCAGACUCCAGGAGAUAUUCACAGAGAAGGUGUUACAGCAGGAAGCUGAGAUUGACAGCAUCCACCAGCUGGUUGUCGGGGCGACCGAAAACAUCAAAGAAGGCAAUGAGGACAUUCGAGAGGCCAUCAAAAACAAUGCCGGCUUCCGAGUGUGGAUCCUCUUCUUCCUGGUGAUGUGCUCCUUCUCCCUGCUCUUCCUCGACUGGUACGACAGCUAGCGGGGGGCCGAGCCCCGGGCACGCUGCAUGCGCUACCAGGGUGUAGGCUGCGUCACACCGCGAAAGGAGCGGAGGAACUGAGACAAAAACAUGGGAGACGAAACCGACCCCCCAACCUGGCCUGCAAAGGAACGCACCCAAACUGGAGCGGCCCGAGGAAGUGCUGCUCCCCCUACCCUGCACCCUGCCUGGUGACAUCCUCCAGCAGGGAGGAGUCCAUCCUUCCUUGUGCUGCUAGCUGUCUGCCUCAGCUGGCCCCACCCUGGCACCGUGGAAGGAGAAUGCCCACUGCCUUGCUGGUCUAAUAAACACUGCCAUAGCCCCGAGGAUAGCCCAGCCACUGCGCCGCUGCUUCUGAGGUAGGGUGGGGAUGGGGCAUGAGAGGACAUUUCGUGGCACUGGUCCAAGGAACUGGUGCUCAAAGAAGGCAGCGGGCCACAGGAGAGGGGAUCUGCACCCCUGUGUCUGCUUGCCACCCUCAGGACAUGGACAGGGCCCCCACUCAGGCUGACGGAGACCCUACAUGAGCGCACGUAGCACCCUGCCCUCCCCAGAGGGCGCCGGCAUGUGGUGUGGGCACAGAUGGCCCCUCCCUCCCUCGGGCAGCUUGGGCCCCUGCAGGGCUUUAUUUGCAGAGUGAAUGUCAAAAGUUAUUUUGGUCAGGUUACAGUAAUAAAGUACACGUCUGCCAGAAACCAUA
Molecule: messenger RNA, 1799 nt
Organism: Cavia porcellus (domestic guinea pig)
Lineage: Eukaryota; Metazoa; Chordata; Mammalia; Rodentia; Caviidae
Gene: Stx18
Product: syntaxin 18
Exons: 11
Coding region: 92-1099 (335 amino acids)
Biological process (GO): retrograde vesicle-mediated transport, Golgi to endoplasmic reticulum; intracellular protein transport
Cellular component (GO): endoplasmic reticulum; membrane; SNARE complex
Molecular function (GO): SNAP receptor activity
Source: RefSeq, a predicted model, not a curated record